Ilyonectria robusta is the source of this 3207-nucleotide messenger RNA. RefSeq lists its product as uncharacterized. The coding region runs from base 1 to 3207 and encodes 1068 amino acids. The record is from RefSeq and is a predicted model, not a curated record. The transcript has 3 exons. Lineage: Eukaryota; Fungi; Ascomycota; Sordariomycetes; Hypocreales; Nectriaceae.
AUGUUGCCCAACAAGUUCCCCAGUUCCCGACGAGGGAGCCAGUCAACGGUACGCAGAGCCACCUUUGGCAGCGAUACAAGUCUAGUGGCGCUGCGAUACGAGAAGACGGUGCAAGCUGAACCUCCCAUCCCCUUUGUCUCGCGAAACUCGAUCCGCUCAUCACGCCGGCCCUCGACCUCAUCGGCCUCUUCUCACCAUUCACACCAUUCACACCACCCCAUUGUCGUGGCGCCUCCCAUGUCCGCGGUCUCACCGCCCACCGAGGAGCACCCAGCCCUGCGCACCUCCACCUCGGCGCCGCCCUCGCCCUCGCCCUCGCCCUCGCUCUCGGUUUCACCCUCACCACGGGUGUCGCCCACGAUUACCGAGGAGUGGAAGCGCGACUCGGGCGUUGCACGAACCAAUUCGACAUCGACGUCGACAAUCCACGAGGAGGACGACGAGGACGAGUGCCGCGAGCCAGCUGGCGGCAAGCCCUGUAAAAAUGCGAGCGCAGCGACCCUGGUCAUGAUGCCGUCCCCCGUAUCGCCUACGGGGCGACAAAUUAACCACCAAAUGGAGGACCCGUUUAUGGACGAGAAUAGCAUCACAGCGGCACUGACGUCUGUGUGCUCCAUGUCGACUGUGUCAUCCAUCGUGGCCAGCGCUCGCUGUCCCACGCCGCCGCAAGCGUCCCUCUCACCAACCGCGGCGACGCCUCCUCAGCCUAUUCCCACGUCUGCGCCCAAGGCCAAAACCCCGUGCACCCCGUGCUCGUCGGCCGCCGCAUCGCCGCCGUCCUCCUCACCGUCAUCGCCGCGGUCGUCGUUUUCGUCUUCCCCCCGCAAACUUAAGGGUAUCAGCUUGCGGUCAGUGUCGCGCUUCAGGGCACCGAGUUUGACGCAGGUCCUAGCGCCCAUGCAGCCCCUGUGGCGGGGCUCCGAGCCCCAGUCGCCAGCGUCCCCAGCGUUUCCAGCGGGCUCACAGGCGACGGCCACAGAGGGCUCAGGGGCCCCAACCGCCCCCACCGCCGUCCCCGGCACCUCGAGCGCUAGCGCCGCCUUUGCUAGUGAGGAGGCUCCCACUACCGCGCCUGCUACCGCCACAACUCGGUCCAAGCUCACCAAACAGAAGCAGAAGCACGCGCUAUCGUCGUCUCCCAAAUCUCCUUCCCGCUUCUGGCACAGGCGUGAUUCGGCCUCCACCUCAACUACCACCCACUCAGCGGACCUCCAACCCUUUAUCCCCCUCGACAUCUCCAUCCCUAGCGACAGCCUCCUCGACGAUGAUUAUUUCCUAACCUCCGUCUCCUUCUCCAACCGCGGCAGCAUUAUGUUUGGUGCCCACGACGCCCCGGCCAUCGACGCCAAAACUCCUACUGAGACUCACGAUACCUCUUCCCCUGACCACCACGACGGACGCACCACGCCCACGGUCGCUGCCCUGUCGCUCACGCCCACUCCUACAACUCCCGCUACUCCCGCGUCGCAAUCGCUGGCGCGCCCCAGCGUCGACACGGUCGACACCGACAACGAUGAGAAAUAUACCGAGGCCGCUGCGUCUCAUGGCGGCUUGAUGUCGCCUCCCGACAUUCGCGUCUUGGCCGCCGACGUGGAGAAGGAAUCUCAAAAGGUGAGAUCGCUCUAUGAUGUUGGCGAUGGCUCCUUUGGCGAGCCUGGCUCUAGACGCUCGUACUGCGAGCGCCUCGAACCGACUCCCGAGGCGCCGUCUGAGGACUUCGACAAUGACCCCGCUCCAGAAAGUCUAGCCGCUCAGGCUGUUCCCGUAUCUGGAAGUUCUUCGUCCCUUCACUACGAUCUGCCCAAGUCGCAGCUUGAAUACAAUGAUGGCCUGGAGGACUGGGAAGACCUGGAGGGCGCUCGCAUCGAUCGAUAUGGCUUCAUUACACUGCCCCCGCCUCCUGCUCCGAGAGAUUCAGCCUCGGAAUCUAGGUCGUUGCCAGGCUCGCCAAGAAAGAAGCGCAGCGUCCUCCAGAGGCGAGACCACACCGGCCUCUCGGUGCGGCGCAUCCCCUCCAGGAAGAUGUCUGCUCGAUCACUCAACACGCAGGCAUCCGAGAUGUCGGUGUCGCCGUCGCUGAGGUCGUCCAGAUCCGUUAUUCGCCAGGCCAGCAACCUAUUGCCACACAACCGUGAUCGGCGAUGGAUGGAUGAGGCGGGAGAGAUGCUCAACACAACUCCCAGCCUGCAAGAUAUUGUGGAUGAGGUUAAGACCGAGAGGCUUAACGACGUUAUGAAACGAAAGGAAUUAGAGAGAUCUGAAAAAUGGAGGAGGAUGGCCAAGGUCGUCAACAAGGACGGCCAAGGUCAAGGAAUGGGAUUCGAGUUCGACGUUCAGAACCCGAAGCUCAUUGAGAGAACGUGGAAAGGCAUUCCCGACCGAUGGCGGGGAGCUGCUUGGUGGUCUUUUCUUGCCACGAGUGCCAAGGAAAACAAGGAUUCUGCAACCGAGGAGGAGAUCGUCGCCGACUUUCACAAGCUUCAGCUACGGAGUUCACCAGACGACGUCCAGAUCGAUCUGGACGUCCCCCGGACAAUCAGCCGGCACAUUAUGUUCCGACGACGAUACCGUGGAGGCCAGCGACUCAUGUUUCGCGUCCUUCACGCCAUCUCUAUAUAUUAUCCGGAGACGGGCUACGUCCAGGGAAUGGCAUCUCUGGUAGCGACGCUCCUGUGCUACUUUGAUGAGGAGAAAUGUUUUGUCAUGGUCGUGCGCUUGUGGCAACUCCGUGGGCUUGCUCGUCUCUACCGGCCGGGUUUCGAGGAGCUCAUGGCUGCCAUGAAAGACUUCAACGACAAUUGGCUCAACAAGGAUGUCUCCAAAAAGCUGGAAGAGUUGUGUAUCGACACUACUGCGUACGGGACCCGAUGGUACCUCACGCUCUUUAACUUGUCGAUUCCCUUCGCAGCCCAGCUACGAGUGUGGGAUGUGUUUCUGUUAAUUGGAAAUGACUCCUCCACUCCCGACGACUCCUCUUUAGAGCCUUCAAAGUCCGACGCUACUAUGGCUCCGAAAGUGGGCGAGUACGACGUCCUGCACGCAACGAGUGCAGCACUCGCCCAAGCACUACGCGAGGUGCUGGUAGAUUCGGAUUUUGAAUACGCCAUGAAGGCAUUGACCUCAUCGAUUCCGAUCAAGGACGAGGAUCUCCUAUUAAAGGUGAUGAAGGCAGAGUGGAAGAUCCACCACGGCAAGAAGAAGGGCUAG